AUGGCUAAAAACCUCCUGCUCCUGGUCGCAGGAACCGUGAUUGCUGGAUGCCUGAAUUCCAUAAUCACCAAGUAUCAGGACAACCAGUGCAUAGAAAACUGUGAUGAACCGGGACGAGAGGUUCUGUUUGAGCAGCCUGUAUUACAAACCUUGCAAAUGUUUGUGGGAGAAAUCUUGUGUUGGAUUCCUGUUUUCCUAAAUCGUGCACGCAGGGGAUCUGCAGAGGUUGCGGAACAAGCCCCUUUGCUGGGAAAAAAGAGUAUCAACACCGUACGCGAGUCCUUUGUGCUUUCAUUACCUGCUGUGUGCGACUUUACCGCUACGACCCUGCUGAACGUCGGACUGUUGUACACGCCUGUUUCAAUCUACCAGAUGACAAGGGGAUCGGUCAUUUUGUUUGUCGGGCUGUUUUCUGUCACCGCUUUGCACAAGACCAUUACCAAGCUCGAAUGGCUCAGUUUGUUUGUAGUUGUUUUUGGGGUAUUCAUCGUUGGUUUGAGCGGGUCGAUCGAAUCUGGUGAGGAGCUCAUACAGGUCGAGAAAGGCAACGUGGUAUUCGGAAUGCUCAUAAUUGUUCUUGGUAUCAUGUGCAACGCGGCCCAGUUUGUGAUCGAGGAAAGCAUCCUAGCCAACCUGGAGGUGAGUCCUCUGAGACUCGUUGGCUACGAAGGUAUAUAUGGUGCACUUGCAACCACAAUUUUUAUGGUUUUUGGCCAGGCAUUCAUGCACAAGUCAUCCAAAGACGCAUGGGAUAUGGUGUAUGCUCUGCAACUCAUGUUCACGCAUUCUCGGGUGUUGCUCAGCUCGUUGCUCAUCAUGCUCUGCAUUUCGUCAUUUAAUUUCUUUGGCAUUUCUCUCACACACAGACUCAAUGCCACUUCCCGCUCCACCAUUGAUACCUCGAGAACGCUGCUUGUGUGGCUGGUGUCGUUGAGUAUCGGCUGGGAGCAGUUCAGAGCACUGCAACUCGUGGGGUUCAGCCUUCUCUUGUAUGGCACCCUUGUGUUCAAUGGUGUUAUAGAGCUUGAAAAGAGCCGUUUCGUGCCUCAAUGGCUGAAACAAAGGUCUAAAGAUCCUCUUAUAACCAUAGAGGAGCCGAUUGAGAGGUUUUAA
Messenger RNA from Ogataea polymorpha, 1113 nucleotides. RefSeq lists its product as uncharacterized. The coding region runs from base 1 to 1113 and encodes 370 amino acids. The record is from RefSeq and is a predicted model, not a curated record. NCBI's taxonomy places the organism in Eukaryota, Fungi, Ascomycota, Pichiomycetes, Pichiales, Pichiaceae. Gene Ontology annotation, molecular function: pyrimidine nucleotide-sugar transmembrane transporter activity. Gene Ontology annotation, biological process: pyrimidine nucleotide-sugar transmembrane transport. The transcript has 2 exons. Gene Ontology annotation, cellular component: intracellular membrane-bounded organelle; Golgi membrane.